This is a messenger RNA of Lachancea meyersii CBS 8951, 1752 nucleotides long. NCBI's taxonomy places the organism in Eukaryota, Fungi, Ascomycota, Saccharomycetes, Saccharomycetales, Saccharomycetaceae. The record is from the annotation of a GenBank genome assembly.
AUGACAGAGUCGCAGGAGACUCCUCAAGCUAUGGAGCACAGUAAUAGUGCUCCACUGUUACCACAUCUGCAACAACAACAACAACAACAGGAAUCGUCGAAGGUGGACUAUGAACAGGAAGCGAAGAAAUUGGAAGAUAAAGCGGUGAGGUUCUUGGCAAAACAGGCCCACCCAGUGAUCGUGCCUUCUUUUUCAGCUUGGUUCUUGUUUAGCGAAGUUCACGAGAUCGAGCGACGGAUGUUGCCCGAUUUUUUCGACGAUUCGUCACGGUUCAAAACGGAAAAGGCAUACUGCGACGUCCGCAACUUUAUGAUAAAUACGUACCGUUUGUCGCCGUACGAAUACCUUACAGUGACGGCAGUGAGGCGUAAUGUCGCAAUGGACGUCGCUUCCAUCGUCAGAAUUCAUUCGUUUCUCGAGCAGUGGGGUCUGAUCAACUACCAGAUCGACCCCAGAUCCAAACCGUCGCUGUUGGGCCCAAGUUUCACAGGCCAUUUCCAGAUUGUCCUCGACACCCCCCAGGGUCUGAAACCAUUCAUCCCAGCUCAGGUCGUUAACAAUGGCGAACAAACCCAGGAAAAGACGCCCCAGGACAACGCUGAGACCCGCGAAAUGCCUCCGGUGAAAACAGACUCGGAUCAACGCGAGGGGCAAUCGAUUGAAAAAAGUGCUGAAGUCACUCAGAGGCAUUCCGACGCAGCUCCAGCAGAAAAUGCCGCUACGCCAACCAGUUCCGCCGAUCCUGUUGUCAAGCCAGAACCAAAACAGGAAGUCGAGUUCUUGCAGCCCGAAAGGUUCCCCAUCAACUUGUCAUUGCGCAAAAACAUCUAUUCGAAUGCGCAGAACUUCAAUUCGUUGCAAAAUGACUCGCAGCAGUCCAGACAGAUCAACAGAACAUACAUCUGUCAUACUUGCAGCAAUGACUGCGUAGGUAUACGGUACCACAACCUAAGGUCUAGAGACACCAACAUAUGUUCUCGCUGCUUCCAAGAAGGCCACUUUAGCGCUCACUUCUCGUCGUCAGACUUUCUUCGUCUUGAAAAUCAGUCGCAGGCCAAAAAGCAGUGGUCCGAUCAAGAAGUGUUACUGCUACUUGAAGGUAUUGAGAUGUACGAAGAUCAGUGGGAUAAGAUAGUCGAGCACAUUGGUGGCUCGAAAACUACUGAGGCUUGUGUCGAGAAGUUUCUGACAUUGCCGAUCGAAGACAAAUAUAUCAAUGAAAUCACACCGGCACCCAAGUCGCCAAAGACUGAAAACCUGUCGCCUGAAGUGACGGAGACUGUUGAUGCCGCAGUCCAGGCUCUUUUAAAAGGUCUGAAUGGCAAGGCACUAAAUGAAGCAGUUCCACAAUCAGCGAAGCAAAUCUCAGAAAAGUAUCUGAACGAGGCACAAUUGAUAAUCCAGGACCUUGUCAAAGUCAGCUUGGAAAAGGUCGAGCUUAAGUUUCAAGAAUUGAACUCGGUUGAGGCAACUCUUAACAAAGAAAAGGAACGUUUCGUUAAAGAAUCCGAGAGGCUGCUGAGCGAGCGUCAGUCUUUGAGCAAACAAGUUACCGAGCUGAACGAAGAACUCGGCAAGCUAAACAUUUCUAAGAAGCUCAUUAUGCUAUCUGAGCAAGCAGAUUCUGGUGUCAAACUGGUUGAAAAGGAUGAAGAAACUCAAAACAAAAAUAGACUCGUUAAGGGCGUUGAUGAUGUACAUAGUGUAUCUCAUUCCGAGCCCCUCCAGUACAAAGCCUGGUCGUUGUCGUGA